Messenger RNA from Thyridium curvatum, 1461 nucleotides. RefSeq lists its product as uncharacterized. The transcript has 2 exons. The coding region runs from base 1 to 1461 and encodes 486 amino acids. The record is from RefSeq and is a predicted model, not a curated record. Gene Ontology annotation, molecular function: oxidoreductase activity, acting on paired donors, with oxidation of a pair of donors resulting in the reduction of molecular oxygen to two molecules of water. Gene Ontology annotation, biological process: lipid metabolic process. NCBI's taxonomy places the organism in Eukaryota, Fungi, Ascomycota, Sordariomycetes, Thyridiales, Thyridiaceae.
AUGCCUGCCGCAACCACCGCCAGCGGCGUCGCCCAGGCCAAAAACCCGGCCCUGCGACGCACCAUGACUUCCAACACGACCGAGUCGGACAUCUCGUCGCCCUCUACCGCCGUCCACUCCCCCGUCGACUCGCCCAGGCAUUCGGCAUCCAGCACCUCGCUGUCCUCGCUGUCGUCCAUGGACGCCCUGCCCGCCAAGGAGACGUACGGCAAGCUGAUCGACACCUACGGCAACGUGUUCGAGGUCCCCGACUACACAAUCAAGGACAUCCGCGAUGCCAUCCCCAAGCACUGCUUCGAGCGCUCCGCCGUUCGCAGUCUGGCCUAUGUCGCCCGCGACCUCUUGUACCUCGGCACCACCUUCUACAUCUUCCACACCUAUGUGCGACCCGAGUACAUCCCCUCGACCCCUCUCCGCGCCGGUCUCUGGGCCCUCUACACCGUCCUCCAGGGUCUCUUCGGCACCGGUGCCUGGGUCCUCGCCCACGAGUGCGGCCACGGCGCCUUCUCCCCCUCCACCAAGCUCAACAACUUUGUCGGCUGGGUUUUGCACUCGGCUCUGCUCGUCCCCUACUUCAGCUGGCAGAUCUCUCACAGCAAGCACCACAAGGCCACCGGCAACAUGGAGAGGGACAUGGUCUUCGUUCCCCGCACCCGCGAGCAACACGCCACUCGCAUCGGCAAGCUCGCCCACGAGCUCGCUGAGCUGACCGAGGAGACCCCCAUCUACACCCUCAUCCACCUGGUCGGCCAGCAGCUCAUCGGCUGGCAGAACUACAUCAUGACCAAUGUCACCGGCCACAACUACCACGAGAGGCAGCGCGAGGGCCGUGGCAAGGGCAAGAAGAACGGCUUCGGCGGUGGCGUCAACCACUUUGACCCUCGCAGCCCCCUGUACGAGGAGAAGGACGCCAAGCUGAUCGUCCUGAGCGACAUUGGCAUUGCCCUGACCAUCUCUGGCCUCGUCUACCUCGGCCGCAACUUUGGAUGGACCAACCUGCUCGUCUGGUACUUCAUCCCCUAUCUCUGGGUUCACCACUGGCUCGUUGCUAUUACCUUCCUCCAGCACACCGACCCCUCGCUGCCUCACUACACCGCCGACGAGUGGAACUUUGUCCGCGGCGCCGCUGCCACCAUUGACCGCGAGUUUGGCUUCAUCGGACGCCACAUCUUCCACGGCAUCAUCGAGACGCACGUCCUGCACCACUAUGUCAGCAGCAUCCCCUUCUACAACGCCGACGAGGCCUCGGAGGCCAUCAAGCCCGUCAUGGGCAAGCACUACCGCUCCGAUGUCAAGGAGGGCCCCAUCGGCUUCAUCAAGUCGAUGUGGAAGGCGGCCCGCAUGUGCCAGUGGGUCGAGCCCAGCGCCGAGGCCGAGGGCAAGGGCAAGGGUGUCCUGUUCUUCCGCAACCACAACGGUCUGGGCCAGCCGCCCGCCCGCAUCCCCGCUCCCAAGGCUUGA